Corticium candelabrum is the source of this 1491-nucleotide messenger RNA. RefSeq lists its product as uncharacterized. Lineage: Eukaryota; Metazoa; Porifera; Homoscleromorpha; Homosclerophorida; Plakinidae. The record is from RefSeq and is a predicted model, not a curated record. Bases 318 to 1436 code for a protein of 372 amino acids. The transcript is spliced from 6 exons.
UGUUCUGGACACUCUGUUUCAUUACUUGUUAUGUUACAAGAGCAUCAUUGAUACCAAGCUCUACCACACUGCACGUAUUGUCAAAUACCCCCGCAACCAGUACUGGUUCAACUCUGCCUGUCGCCACUAGUACUCUGCGUUUCAGUUUCCAAACUACAUCUCAGACUCUCACAAUAUCAGCAAGUUACAAUAUACUACCUCUGACUUCUUCCACAGUUCCUUCAACACUGCAUCCAUCUUCAUUGUUCAGUGAUAAUCGUGCCUUGUAUCACUCUUCAUUCACAUCUGUGUUUCAAAAGUGGAACACAGAACUUGUCAUGAAUGGUAGCAGCACGACAACAGUGCCAUCCUUCAAUUAUGCAUCAGUGGUACAAAUCAAGCCUACACCAAGCUACACACCAACACUGAUACCCACUGCUACAGCACAAGUAAAGUGGGAAUUGAGAGUGUUCCUGGUUGUAUUUCCCAUAGCAUCAUCUACAUCUAUUGAUUUCUUAGAUGAUGUAGAGUACAUGCUAGAGAAACGUCUAAUGGAGAUCAUCAGUGCAACAUGGAGCAAUAAAGCCAUUGUGUAUGAUGUGACAUUUUACAAGAAAACUGAAACAGAAAUCAAAUUUCAAUUUAAAGUAAGGGCAAUCACCUUGGAGACAGUCAACAAGGCAUUUGUUACUUUGCAGUCUCAGAAGCAGAACAUUACUAUCAACACUGGAAACAAUCAGGUAUAUGCUUCUGUCCUGUCCCCUCUUGAAGACAGCACAGCAACGCAAAGUCCUUCUAAUGAUAAAAUCUGGGGACUAUUUGAUUGGCCUGAACUCCUGUCCAUCAGCCUAGGAAUCGUAAUUACAUUAAUUGUGCUCACUUGGAUCACAUAUGCCUGUUGGCAGUCAAAGAAGAAGAAGAGAUUAAGAGACAGCAAGAAUAGGCAGCAAGAGCUGAAUACAGCCUGGGAAUUAAACCGAAAUCCUAGUCGACAUGCUGCUCAGUGGUCAGAAUGGGAGCCUGUACACAAGGAAACAAAUCCCUCAACAGACCAACGAAUAGAUGAUAUUUGGGUACCUGGUCAGCCUCGAAGUCCACACAGACAGCUUUCUCUCUAUGUGGAUGAAAACUUUGCAUCUCAAAAUUCAAGGAAAUCACCCAAUUCAGCAAAAUUUUCCAAACGAAAAACAUCUAAUCAGAGUAGCCAAAUAUCAAGAAAAGGAAACAGAGAUAAUCGUCAAGAGGAACUUCAAGGCCUAGAUUGCAGUGAAUCCUCCAACAGCAGUAAUAUACAGCAGAAAUAUAACAAUGCAAUGGGAUGGCCAUGGAAACCAAUCAGAGGUUUAACUCAUAAUAAAAUCAGUAGCUCAUCCCUAAAUACUGCAACAAACACGGAAGAUACAAUGAAAGUGUGGCACGAUAACGGAUGGAGUCAACUGCAAGACUUACACACCUAAUCUAAACUGAACACUAAAAACUUUCUUAACUCUCUUAGUCAUUAGAUUAAUGAGA